Messenger RNA from Bactrocera latifrons, 880 nucleotides. RefSeq names its product RNA-directed DNA polymerase from mobile element jockey-like. NCBI's taxonomy places the organism in Eukaryota, Metazoa, Arthropoda, Insecta, Diptera, Tephritidae. The record is from RefSeq and is a predicted model, not a curated record.
UUUUCGUUAUAAAAUGCAUAAAAUUUAGUUACUAUAUCUGUCAGCGAUUUCCAUUUAUUUUUGAUCAUACAUUGUUUUGUAGGGUUAGAUGACGAUACAUCAAUUUUUAUAUUUAAAAUAUGAGUUUUGAAUAUAAAGUGGUAGUGCUGUGCAGCAGGACUUUGUGAACCACUAACACACAUCUUCAACGUCUCACUACAACAGGGUGCCUUCCCUACAAUAUGGAAACUUUCAUAUGUUAGCCCGAUACACAAAGAUGGACCCAAAUCAGAAGUCUCAAACUAUAGACCAAUAUGUAUUCAGUCUGCGCUAGCGAAGUUAUUUGAAAAACUAGUCUUACCUCUGCUGAGUUUAUUCUUUACAGACAUUAUUACCAAUAGACAACAUGGAUUUACUCGYGGGAGGUCGACAUCAUCAAAUCUAUUUACAUAUGUCAACUAUGUACUUAGUGAAAUGAACAAUGGGCACAGAGUACAUGUUGUUUACACUGAUUUUAGUAAGGCCUUUGACAGAGUUAAUCACAGCAUUUUAUUGAAUAAACUAAAUUCGCUCGGCGUACAAGGUAAUGCCCUGAAAUGGCUCAGCUCCUACCCAAUAGAUAUACAGCUCCAAGUCAGAGUAAACGGUCACCUGUCUGCAAGUUAUGAUGUAAAAACAGGAGUACCACAAGGAUCACAUCUUGGACCUGUCCUGUUUAACAUAUUUAUCAAUGAUAUUGGUACGAACUUCAGCUCGGAGUACUUUCUUUACGCCGACGAUUUGAAAAUAUGCAGAGCGAUAGUAAACGACUCAGAUAUCCAGGCACUUCAGCACGAUAUAGAUCAGCUCUCUGCAUGGUGUCUCAAUAAAAAAUUAGAUCUAAACAUAAAGAAAUGUGCAG